Messenger RNA from Benincasa hispida (wax gourd), 708 nucleotides. Lineage: Eukaryota; Viridiplantae; Streptophyta; Magnoliopsida; Cucurbitales; Cucurbitaceae. The record is from RefSeq and is a predicted model, not a curated record.
AUGGCAGAGGAGUUUGAAAUUAAAAAUCUUGGUUCUUUGAGGUACUUCUUAGGCAUGGAGGUAACAAGAUCAAAGGAAGGGAUCUUAGUGUCUCAUAGAAAAUAUACGUUAGACCUUUUACAAGAGACUAGGAUGACUGGAUGUAAACCUGCAGAUACUCUGAUUGAGGUUAACAAUAAUCUGGUAAAUUUAGUAGACGACGUACCAGUGAAUAAGGAGAGAUAUCAACGUCAUGUAGGGAAGCUGAUAUAUCUCUCACACACCAGACCUAAUAUUUCAUAUGUUGUGAGUUUGGUAAGCCAAUUUAUGCAAGCCCCGUGUGAGAGACGCAUGGAAGCUUUUACUCGGAUUCUAAGAUAUCUAAAGUCAACACCUGGGAAGGGCUUGAUGUUCAGGAAAAAUGAUAGAAGAUGCAUCGAAGCCUACACUGACUCAGACUGGGCCAGUUCCACUACUGAUAGGAAGUCAACCUCGGGGUAUUGUACCUUUGUAUGGGGAAAUCUUGUUACAUGGAGGAGUAAGAAACAGGGUGUCGUGGCUAGAAGUAGUGCUGAAGCUGAAUACAGAGCUAUGAUCUUGGGUAUCCGUGAGGAAAUUUGGUUGAAGAAGCAUGACAGAACCAAACAUGUUGAGAUUGACCGACAUUUUAUCAAAGAGAAACUUGACAAUGGUAGUAUUUGUGUUCCCUAUGUCCCAUCUAGUCAAUAG